This is a messenger RNA of Xiphophorus hellerii (green swordtail), 3921 nucleotides long. RefSeq names its product hook microtubule-tethering protein 1 (gene hook1). The transcript has 23 exons. Bases 105 to 2255 code for a protein of 716 amino acids. The record is from RefSeq and is a predicted model, not a curated record. Gene Ontology annotation, cellular component: centrosome; cytoplasm. Gene Ontology annotation, biological process: cytoplasmic microtubule organization; cytoskeleton-dependent intracellular transport. Gene Ontology annotation, molecular function: dynein light intermediate chain binding; microtubule binding. NCBI's taxonomy places the organism in Eukaryota, Metazoa, Chordata, Actinopteri, Cyprinodontiformes, Poeciliidae.
ACUUUACGUGAUUUCGUAGCGUAAAGCGUCCUGGUUCGCUCUCGAGCUACGUAUCUUUCGUUGGCAGUUUACCUUUGGCAGCAGAAAACCAAAAAGGGAAGCAAAUGGAAGACAGUGAAACAGCGCUGGUGGAAAGCCUGAUAAUAUGGCUGCAGACAUUCAACACUCCAGCACCUUGCAGCACCGUGGAGGAGCUCACCACAGGAGCAGCAAUGUCACAGGCACUUCAUCAGAUAGACCCCACGUGGUUCAACGAAGCAUGGACGAGCCGUAUCAAAACAGAUGUUGAGGACAACUGGAGACUGAAGAUGAACAAUCUGAAGAAGAUCCUUCAGAAGGUGGUCGAUUAUUAUAAUGAGGUCAUCGCUCAGGACAUUUCAUACUUCCCUUUGCCGGAUGUCUCACGGGUGGCAGAGCACGCAGAGCCGGUGGAGAUGGGAAGGUUGCUGCAGCUCAUACUGGGCUGUGCUGUCAGAUGUGAGCAGCAACAAGAGUACAUUCAGAUAAUUAUGACCAUGGAGGAGUCUGUGCAGCAUGUGGUCAUGAAAGCUAUCCAGGAGCUCAUGAAAAAGGAUAAUUCAGCAGCAUUAGGAACAGAGCUGUCAGGGGACCCAGAACAGCAGGUGAAAAAACUCCUGGCAGACCUUUCUGAACUCAUGUCAGACAAGGAAGCCUUAGCCCAACGCUGUCAGGAGCUUGACUUACAGGUGGCCGCCCUCCUAGAGGAACGCAACAGCCUUCUGGCCGAGAACGAUGUCCUAACAGACCGAGCCAGCCAGUUGGACACAUUCGAUGACCCCAGCACGCCAUCAGGCAGGAAACACAGUCAGCUUCAGCAGCAACUGGAGACUCUGCAGGAAGAGAACUUCAGGCUGGAAGCUGCCAAGGAUGACUACCGGAUCCACUGUGAGGAGCUGGAGAAGCAGCUGGUUGAACUUCAGCAUCGUAACGAUGAGCUUACCAGUUUGGCAGAGGAAUCACGGGCUCUCAAAGACGAACUGGAUGUUCUGAGGAACUGCUCAGACAGAGUGGUGAUCCUGGAGGCAUCAGUGGAAACCUACAAGCGUAAGCUGGAGAAUCUCGGUGACCUAAAGCGGCAGGUGAAGCUGUUGGAGGAGAAUAACAUGAUCUACAUGCAAAACAGCGUCACUCUGGAGGAGGAGCUGCGCAAAGCAAACGCUGCCCGCGCACAGCUGGAGUCCUACAAAAGACAAGUCCAAGACCUCCACAAUAAGUUGUCAGAGGAAACCAGACGCGCAGACAUCAUGGCGUUUGAGAUGAAAAAGUUGGAAGAGAAGCAUGAAACUGUGUUGAAAGAAAAAGAGCGUAUCAUCAUUGAACGAGAUUCUCUGAAGGAAAUCAACGAGGAGCUGCGAUGCACUCAGGCUCAACAGGACCAGCUCUCACAAUCAGGGAUGCUUCCCUCUGGCAGCCCCAGCCAUGAAAACCUGGCAGCUGAAUUAAUUCCCAUUGAGUACAGAGAAAAGGUCAUCAGACUGCAGCAUGAGAACAAGUUGCUGAGAGUGCAGCAGGAGGAAUAUGAGCAGGAGAAGAUUGCCACCCUGCAGACCCAGCUGGAGGAAGCUGAGAAGACUCACAGCAAACUGGACACAGAGAACAGAUUGAGCCUAGAGCGCAUCGGUGAGCUGCAGCAGCAGGUGGAAGAUCUGCAGAAGGCUCUGCAGAGUCAGGCUGCCAAACCAGAUGAUUCAAAUCUGAAGAGGAAACUGGAUGCUCACAUGUCCCAGCUGAACGAGGCUCAGGAUGAAAUCAUGAAGAAGAAAGAGCUUCUGGAGGACCUUCAGCCUGACCACACCCAGACAUCUUUGAAAGUGGAUGAGCUGAUGGCUGCUCUGAAAAAGAAGGAUGACGACAUGCGGGCCAUGGAAGAAAGAUACAAGAUGUAUCUGGAGAAGGCUCGCAAUGUAAUUCGAGCCUUGGACCCCAAGCUGAAUCCUGCCACCGCUGAGAUCCAGGCUCUCAGAAGCCAGCUGGCAGAUCGGGACAAACAGAUUCUCAACCUUGAACGUCAAUGUGAGCAGGCCAGGCUAAGAGAGUAUGAGGAGAAGCUGAUUGUUACAGCCUGGUAUAACAAAAGUUUGCACUUUCAGAAGUUGGCCAUGGAAUCUCGUCUCGGAGGCCGCGCUGCCGCCAUGUUCCCCCCCGGCCAGUCCUUCCUGACGCAGCAGCGGCAAGUCUCAAACGCCCCACGCAGGGCCGCUUCCGCCAGCGUGCCUGCCACUACCUCCAAAUAGACAGUGUCACAGCACCUCACAUUGAUUAAACUAGGCAAAAAUACACAACAGUGUAAGCACUCAAGUGACCUUAAAUGCAUCUGUUGUCGGCCUUUGAGGAGGGUCAGACUGCGUGUGAUCAGUGAGAACUUAUCAGACCCAUCCCAGGUCAAAGCAGAGGUUGUGUUAUUAUACCCUGCUGUACAUUAGCCUGAAGGACAACCUUGCAGAGACAUUACCCCGAGUUGACCUCACAAGCCAAAGCUAGAUGUAGAUUUGCAACAACUAUCCUCUCUGCCUUGUGAUUGUUUUGUUUUUCUUUUCCAUCCUCAUAUUUAGCUUUUAUAACAUAGCUCUCCUUGUAUUGUGGUAAGGUCAGAAGUAAAAGGGGAAAAUCCUUGUGGAAAAGAGGCCUGCUAUUUUAGCUUUAGUUUAAAUGGUGACUUGAAUCUCUGAAAUCUAAUCAAAUGAAAUGAUUGUACAAAUAUUUAAGAAAUGUACAUGUACGUCACAGUGGGGACACUUUAAAAGGUGUGGUGUAAUCCAACAGCAUGAAUAGUGUUGAUCCAGCCAUAUCUGGUGCCGGCCACCAAGGAUUUCAAAGCAUUAAACAAACACUUGUAGUUUUCUAUUUGUCCUAUAAUUGAAAAGUUUAUAGUUUCAAAUUCUGUUGAAACAAAUUAAGUCAUAUUAACUCUAAUUAACACUUGAGGUGCUGCAAUAAGAGGUCUGGGAAUAGUCCAUUAUCUUUUCUAUAUACUCUCGAUGGGAACUGAUGGACCUUUUUGAUUACUGUGUGUGUUGAUUCUUUAAGUCAAUAAAUAUGUUACUGAUACAGAAAUGAAUGAUUCAACACCAGCUUUUCAUGCAGCCAUCACAUCCAGGUCGAACACUUUUAAAGCUCCUGCAAAUUGUAACACUAAAACUUUUAAUACAUGUCAAUGUUUUCUUUUAGGAUGCUGAUUAAAAGAACAUUUUGAAAAGCACUUAUUGUCUUUUGCGCUAAAAGUGAUCAGUCUGACACCAUAUAGUUAAAUAUCCACCACCCUGCAAAAAUAUUUAGUUUUGAUGCGCAGCAGACACACGCGGAUUUUAUGGUGACCUUUUGAAGAUGGACUAUUAUAAAGUUCUUUACAAAUAUCUGAAAAGUGGGGAGUGCUUAUGUAUUCAGUCCUCGGUCAAUUCUUUGUCGAACCAUCUUUCACUGUGAUCUCAAUUAUAAAUGCAGAGUCAAUACAAAAUGCUUGUCCCACUUAGACAAAAUCCUAUAAUCCUUAUUCCUUACACUUCAUAUUGUGUGUCACAAAACAUCCCAAAAAAAUUCAUUGUAAUUUGUGUUUUUAGAAGGUGUGUGAAUUCCUUUACAAGACAUUGUAAGCUGUUCAGGUUUAGCAGUCUCUUUACUGCCUUUUCUCUGUUUAUUGUCAGCAGCACAAGAUGUUCUGUUAUACGGCCACAUGUGGUAAAUGGAUGUAUGUCACUUGAAUCUCUUUCUUUGCAGCUAAUUAUUAUUGUAAAUUGCUGACUUAAAGGCAUAGUCAUUUAAUAAAAUAGACUGUACAAUCAGGUAGAAGGUACACAGCAACCUGCAUAAUGCUAAAUGUUUGUGUGUAACUUAUUAAAGAAAUGUCUAAUGAAUUUUAGAAAAUUUAAUAGCUUUUUUGCUGAAUAAAAUCUUUUUCAAAAA